ACACUUCCUGGUGUGGCACAAUGUCUCCGAGUACAGCCGGCAGCUAGUGUGUGUGUGUGUGUGUGUGUGUGUGUGUGUGUGUGUAUGCGCGUGCACAGGCGCCUAUGUAAAUGUGAGUGACAGUCACAGUGAGAGGAGACCAGGAGACAGACGCUUUAACAGAGACCCUCACCAGAUAGAAAGAAGAGGGUGGUGAGAGUGAGAUGAAGUGAGAUAGAAGUAGAGUGAGAAAGACAUGAAGAUAGGACUGGAGAAAUGAAAUGCUCUUUGGUUUAUGACUCUGCUUAGACCAGUACUGUAAGAACACUGAACUUCCUGAGAAAUAGAGAGCAAGAGAGAGGGAAGGAAGUAGAGGGGGAGAGGAAUGUGGGGGUUUUGUUAUCGGAUUAAGUGUCUUGAAGACAGAAUGGGAAGCGGAUCACACCUGGAAGUCUACAAGGAUCUGGAGGACUGAUCGCUGUUUGUGUAAUCCUCCCUCUCUUUUCGAGGAGCGGAGAGCAGGAUGCUGCUUCGACUCUUCUCUUUGUGCAUAGUUUUUUUUCUUAUCAUGAGGACUCUCUGACUGUAUGAGUUUGUGAUUGGUUACCAUUGUUUGAGUGACGGCCAAGACUCCCGAUGGAGCAGGAGUUAGUUGCAGGUCUGUGUGAAAGGGAAGAGGUCAUAACCUCUCUAGCCUCCACAUCUGCUUCUUCAUCGAACUCUGACCUCCCCUCCACCCCACUGCCGGAGGGUGAGAGAGCCACGGUGGGUCGCAGACACAGCAGCAGGACUUUUAAAGGGUUACGGCUGUUUGGAAGGAGUGCCCUCUCCUCACUGAGUCCAAUGGAUACAUUUUUUGGCUUGCGGUUCCGACGGAAGGCCUGUGAGCCAGUCAGGCACAGACGCAGGCGCUCCAGCAUGUCGGUUCCUGCGAGUAAAGCAUGCCGGCGCUCCAGCGUGGGCCUGCCCUCGGCUGGUCUAGCUCAGAGACGCAGGUCCAGUGCUCAGCUGCACGGAGGCCUUCAAACCAGCCACAUGCAGGCUGAGCUCUUACAGUGCAGAAGGGGACACUUUGCCAGGAGGAAGUCAAGUGGUACGACAGCUUGUCUGACCCCCCGGUUUUCUAUCCGACGAAGACAGGCCGCCAAACACCGAAGCAUUCAUGCCCAGCUGCUGGGGCCAUCACUGCUCCUGGCUAGCGUGGUGCAGAUGAGUGAAGAUCAUGAAACAGAUGACAAGAAUGUAGAAGAAUACUCCUCUAUCUCCGAUAGCGACUGCAGCCAGGAGGAGCAAGAGUCAGCAGAGAUGGACUUGGAGUCUGAUAAGCGUUUGACAUGGUUGGCUGAGGGUAUAUUGGCGGGGGAAAGCAUUCAGCCCCGCCCCCUGAUCCGUGCACCGUGUUGCCUACGGCGAAACUCCUCACACCUACUUCCUGCUGAGGCAGUUUACCGAAGCCCAGCCUCUUAUGGGCUGUACGGAUGUUACCGUAGGACAAGUCAGGUACAGGGACUGUCUACUGUGAGUGGAGUGUGGGCAGGGAAGCGAGAUUCAGUUGCCAGAGGACCGGUUGCACUGUACAGGAAGAGCUCCCCCUGUUGGCCAGAUCUCACUCUUACACAGACACUGCAGGGAACUUUCUACAACCCUCAGACAGACACAUGGAGUGGGUUCCUCUCGAAGGCCAUUGCCAAGUCUGGUCUCCAGCACCUCUCAUCCCAGCCCAGUGCUUCAGUGGUGGCCAAGGGGGAUACAGAUAGAGAAAUCCGCAGCACUGUGGAUUGGAGUGAAUCGGCUCUGUAUGGAGAGCACAUCUGGUUUGAGACUAAUGUCUCAGGGGACUUCUGUUACGUCGGAGAACAGCACUGUUACGCCAAGACCCUGCAAAAGUCUGUUGCUCGAAAAAAAUGUGCCGCUUGCAAGAUCAUAGUUCACUCCAUCUGCAUCGAACAGCUGGAGAAGUUAUUGGACUGGAAAGCUCCGCCUCAGGGGGAGGGGCUUGAUGAGCUGCCUCUCAAAGACCCAUCAUUCAGAAUAAACUUUAGAUGUAAACCGUCUUUCAGGGAGUCAGGAUCUCGGAACAUCCGGGAACCUGCAAUAGUGCGACACCACUGGGUCCAUCGGAGAAGACAAGAGGGCAAAUGCAAACAGUGUGGAAAGGGGUUUCAGCAGAAGUUUGCCUUUCACAGUAAAGAGAUUGUAGCCAUUAGCUGCUCCUGGUGCAAACAAGCAUAUCAUAAUAAGGUGGCAUGCUUUAUGCUUCAGCAAAUAGAAGAACCAUGUUCAUUAGGAGCACAUGCCGCCGUUAUAGUACCUCCUACCUGGAUCAUACGGGUUCGCCGACCUCAGUCAUCACUAAAGUCAAGCAAAAAGAAGAAACGGACGUCCUUCAAACGCAAAUCCAGCAAAAAGGGAGCAGAGGAGGCUCGAUGGAAGCCCUUUAUUGUGAGGCCUAUUCCUUCUCAGCUCAUGAAGCCACUGCUGGUGUUUGUAAACCCAAAGAGUGGAGGAAACCAGGGAGCUAAAAUCAUUCAGUCCUUCCUGUGGUAUCUAAACCCUCGGCAGGUCUUUGAUCUCAGUCAGGGGGGUCCUCAGGAGGGGUUGGAGAUGUAUCGCAAAGUACACAACUUGCGAAUCCUGGCCUGUGGUGGGGAUGGCACGGUGGGCUGGAUCUUGUCCACUCUUGAUCAGCUGCAGCUUAAUCCUUCGCCUGCUGUGGCAGUACUUCCUCUGGGCACAGGAAAUGACCUUGCUAGAACGCUAAACUGGGGUGGGGGUUACACAGAUGAACCUCUGAGUAAAAUUCUGUCUCACGUUGAGGAUGGAAACAUUGUUCAGCUGGAUCGAUGGAAUCUCAUUGUGAAGCCCAACCCAGAUGCGGGCCCAGAAGAAAGAGACGAGCAGGUGACGGACAAGCUUCCCCUAGAUGUCUUCAAUAAUUAUUUCAGCCUUGGUUUUGAUGCUCACGUGACUCUAGAGUUCCACGAGUCUCGAGAGGCCAACCCUGAGAAAUUUAACAGCCGAUUCAGAAACAAAAUGUUCUAUGCAGGGACAGCGUUUUCUGAUUUCUUGAUGGGCAGUUCCAAAGACCUGGCCAAACACAUCAAAGUGGUGUGUGAUGGGACAGAUUUGACCUCUAAGGUCCAGGAUUUAAAGCUGCAGUGCUUGGUCUUCCUCAAUAUCCCCAGGUAUUGUGCAGGCACUAUGCCAUGGGGCAAUCCAAGUGAGCAUCAUGACUUUGAGCCUCAGCGUCAUGACGAUGGCUGCAUUGAGGUCAUUGGAUUCACGAUGACAUCACUGGCCACACUGCAGGUUGGAGGUCACGGUGAGAGGUUAAAUCAGUGUCGUGAAGUCACACUUACCACCUUUAAGUCGAUCCCAAUGCAGGUGGAUGGAGAACCUUGCAAACUAGCACCAUCUGUCAUUCACAUCUCUCUUCGAAACCAAGCCAACAUGGUGCAGAAAACCAAGAGACACACAUCUAUACCACUGCUCAAUGAUUGUCAGCAGCCGUUUCCAGAAAGAUUACGGAUCAGAGUGAGUCGCAUCAGCAUGCACGAUUAUGAAGCUCUGCACUAUGACAAAGAGAAGCUCAAAGAAGCUUCGAUCCCACUGGGUCUCAUCGUUGUCCCAGGAGACAGUGAUCUGGAAACCUGCCGAGCUCACAUUGAGAGACUACAGGAGGAAGGUGAUGGGACCAAACCUAAGGCUUUGUCGUCACAGAGGCUGUCGCCAAAAUGGUGCUUUCUUGACUCUACAACAGCAGAUCGAUUCUACAGGAUUGAUCGAGCUCAAGAGCAUCUUAACUAUGUGACUGAGAUUUCUCAGGAUGAGUUGUUUGUUUUGGACCCAGAGCUGGUUGUCACAGAGACAGUCAGCACGUCACCAGGCAUGCCAGACCUAGUGGACUCCUCUGGAGACAUCCCGUCCGUUCCACGCGAAUUCACCUUCCACUCAUCCUCCUCUUCUCCACAGAACUCGCCUGGACCCAGGAUUGAGGAGCUCCAAAGGAAGCGUGUUUCCAGUGACAGUUCUGUGGCACAAGCUCUUGCACACAGUGACUCACUCAGAUCAGCCAAACCAGCUCUCAGCAGGGCAGGGGGUGUUCAUCGCUCAAACACAACAGCAGCAGAUUUCAAACCUACCAGCAGGUUUGAGAAGAGCACCCUGAGUGAUGCAAACUCUGAAAUAUCAGCAGACACUCUAAUUGAUUGUGUGAAGAAGAAGGACCACCAGAAGUUGAAGGAGCUGCAUAAGAAGGGGGCAAACCUGUGUGUGCAGGACUCUGUGGGCCACACCCUACUGCACUACGCUGUGGAAGUGGGCAGCAAGGAGAUUGUCAGAUACAUCAUUGAUAAUGCACCCGCCGAUAUCCUGGAUGUAACCGAGAGAGAAAGCGGAGAGACAGUGUUGCACAAAGCAGCUUCGUUGUGUCAUAGGACCAUCUGUCAUUACCUGGUGGAGGCGGGGGCAUCGCUCAUGAAGACGGAUUUACAGGGGGAUACUCCAAAGCAUCGUGCCGAGAAGGCGAAGGAUGCAGAACUUGCGGCAUAUCUUGAGAAUCGUCAGCACUACCAAAUGAUCCAGCGUGAAGACCAGGAGACUGCAGUUUGACUUCUCACCUCUCACCCCUCACCUCAGCUGGUGUCUUUAUCUUGUGCCAAAAUAACAGUAACCAAACAUGUAUUCACCCAUAGCAGGUCACCUGGACUGCAGAAGGGGUUGAUACAUUCACAGAGAGGGGAGAUGGUCGCACACUUACAGUAACUGUCUCUGAAGAGGUCUCUAGCUUUGAGCAUCAUUCUCUGAAUGACCUGUUGGGCUUAAUGUUUUUUAAUUUCAUUGCACUGCCAAAACUUCUUUAGAGUUUGUAUGUAUGUUUGUAUGUAUGUAACAGAAUGCAUUUCCCUCCACAUUAAUGCACUCAUCAAGUUUAUUGCUUUUCUAGUAUGACAAUGCUGAAUGUUAGAUGAUUGCAAAUGAGGGUUUAGAAAAUGAAGGGCUGAAUGUUAACCUGUGGGUGAGGACAAACAUUCACUGUCUGUAAGUUUAGCUCAAGCAGUCACUGUAGCCCUGACCCUUUAUUAUUGCUCAUGUAUGGCUGUGCUCAAAUACGAUAGACUGGUUUGUGGUCCAGAACAUGACUGUAGGUCAACUUUUGGUGUUUAACCUGAAACAACAUUUCAGUUAGCUGACUAAUUUAAUUUUUAAUUAAAUGAGAUGAAAUUUACAAUGUAACUCAUUAUAUUAUCCCUGCACUCAAAGUGUUUUCUUUCAGCGAUGGUUCAAGGAAAGGAGUGUUUAGUGGGGUGUUCGUUUAAAGUAUCAGAACUAUUUAGAUAUUUUUCAGGUGUGUUGUUGAAAGGAUUUUGCAUUUUCAUAGAUUUCUGUGCUGUUUCUAAUAAGAAUAUUCGGUACUGUAAAUGUAUGCGAGUAGCUUUCUGUUCAAGAGGCAUUUGCACUGUAGCUUUGAUUGCCUUCUUUACUCUCUACUCUGGAUUUAUAAUUGAUGUACUAAACUAUAGCUACUUUCCUACCAUAUUUUUAAGUAAAUAGAUGUUUAUAUGGUUUGUAGCUAUAGCAGUUGUGUUGUCAUGUUUGUAUUAUAAAACUCUGUAAAUUAGAUUUUUGUUUAUUCGAGAUUAUAACAGAUUUUUCGCUCCUUUGAUGAUUCAGCUCAUUUUUCUUAACUAUUUGUGAUAAACCAAAACACUUUAUAUAAGAGUUAGUUUAUUAUUGCUUUUUUUUUCAUUGCUGAUGACUUGAUAGAGAUUUAAGAUUUCAGGAUACUAUUUAUUCUCUAAAUGUAUCAAUUCAAAUUAAUUUGGCCUUGAAAUGACACAUAUUUAAUAAUUAAAAUGACUUAAGUGAUAACAUUUCAAUUAUUUGCAUCACAGAAUGAAAUUCUUGUUUGUCCAGAGACUUUUGCUACUUUAAUGUGAUGUGACUUAUUGAUUUGACAGUUCUUUACAAUAAAUGUCAUUAUAUGUA
Myxocyprinus asiaticus (Chinese sucker) is the source of this 5967-nucleotide messenger RNA. Its product is annotated as diacylglycerol kinase zeta-like. Gene Ontology annotation, molecular function: ATP-dependent diacylglycerol kinase activity; protein binding. The record is from RefSeq and is a predicted model, not a curated record. Gene Ontology annotation, cellular component: nucleus. Gene Ontology annotation, biological process: regulation of synaptic transmission, glutamatergic; intracellular signal transduction; diacylglycerol metabolic process. Bases 616 to 4590 code for a protein of 1324 amino acids. Lineage: Eukaryota; Metazoa; Chordata; Actinopteri; Cypriniformes; Catostomidae. The transcript has 35 exons.